Molecule: messenger RNA, 589 nt
Organism: Photinus pyralis (common eastern firefly)
Lineage: Eukaryota; Metazoa; Arthropoda; Insecta; Coleoptera; Lampyridae
Gene: mRpS18A
Product: 28S ribosomal protein S18a, mitochondrial
Exons: 3
Coding region: 58-522 (154 amino acids)
Biological process (GO): mitochondrial translation
Cellular component (GO): mitochondrial small ribosomal subunit; ribosome
Molecular function (GO): structural constituent of ribosome; small ribosomal subunit rRNA binding
Source: RefSeq, a predicted model, not a curated record
GUUCAAAUAAACUCGGUAAUGGCGUUUUGAAACUAACCUCACUAAUCAUUUAUCAAGAUGAAUACUCUUUUGAAGUUUAAUUGGCAAGGAUUAAUAAAAGCUGCUUUUCCGCUUCGUACAUUAUCUCUUUUUCCAAAAUUGCAAUUAAAAGAAAUACAAGAAGUGCAAGAAGGCAAAUCUUUAAUUAUAAAAGGCGUGAAUGUUCCAUCAGGACGCGAACCGUUUCUCUUAGAAACUGAGAACGAACUUUGUCCAAUUUGCAGUUCGGGCUUAGAAGUUAAACAUACCGACGUGUUGAUAAUAAGUCAGUUUGUCAGAUCAGAUGGAUGCAUGCUACCUCGUCGCGUAACUGGAUUGUGUAGGCGACAACAAAAAAGGAUGUCCAUACUUGUAGCCAUGGCACAAAAAGCAGGACUAAUGCCAAAUCUCACUCCCGCUACAAGUAAGAAAGAUCCAAAGAAACGAUUUGGAUGGAAAAGAUACAACAAAUAUUUUGAUGAAAGUACAAUUAAAAUUAGGUAAAAGCUGUGGUUUAUUUAAGAAAUGUAAAAUACAGAAAAUAUCUUUUUGGUUUUAAUCUUAUAAUGUU